Messenger RNA from Aspergillus ruber CBS 135680, 1776 nucleotides. Its product is annotated as 60S ribosomal uL18 domain-containing protein. NCBI's taxonomy places the organism in Eukaryota, Fungi, Ascomycota, Eurotiomycetes, Eurotiales, Aspergillaceae. The transcript is spliced from 5 exons. The coding region runs from base 1 to 1776 and encodes 591 amino acids. Gene Ontology annotation, cellular component: cytosolic large ribosomal subunit; ribosome. Gene Ontology annotation, molecular function: structural constituent of ribosome; 5S rRNA binding. Gene Ontology annotation, biological process: ribosomal large subunit assembly; translation. The record is from RefSeq and is a predicted model, not a curated record.
AUGGUGGAGAACAAGCAACCAGUGGGCCUGCUCUUCGAUAUCGGGGGAGUCUGUGUUGUAUCCCCCUUCCAAGCAAUUUUAGAUUACGAGAUUGCCCAAAACAUCCCCCCAGGAUGGGUGAACUUCAGCAUUUCCAGAACAUCGCCUCACGGCAGCUGGCAUAAGCUAGAGCGCGGCGAGAUAAAAAUGGACGCCAAUUUCUUCGCAAAUUUCAACAAGGACCUACGAAGGCCAGACCUCUGGGAGCAUUUUAACGCCAGAUUACGACAGAACAAAGCACACAGUACUGCUGCUACGCUUCCGCCAAUACCUGAAGUAGAUGCGGAGUGGCUUUUCUGGGAGAUGAUGCGGAUAUCCCGCACGCCGGAUCCGUAUAUGUUUCCGACGCUGAAGAAGUUACGGGAGUCGGGGAAGUUCGUUGUUGGGGCUUUGUCGAAUACGGUCAUAUAUCCUGAAGGGCACUCGUAUAAUGAGGAUGCAAUUGGGCUCAAGUCGCAGUUCGAUUUCUUCAUCUCGUCGGCGCAUACGGGGCUCAGAAAGCCGGAUCCAAAAAUCUACGAGGCAGCGUUGAGGGAGAUGGAUGCGUUAGCAAAGAAGAAGGGAAUGGGGGGCGCUGGUGCUUCGGAUGUUGUCUUUUUCGAUGACAUUGGCGAGAAUCUGAAGGCUGCUAAGAAGGCUGGGAUGCAGACUGUUAAAGUCACGCUUGGGAAGACACAGGAUGCAGUUGGGGAGUUGGAAAAGAUUACUGGGCUUAAAUUGCUGGAGGCUCAAGGGGAGACUGGCAGGUCGAGGUCGAGGUUGAGGAUAUUGCGCUGUGGAUUGAGCCGCCACUCGAAGACAGCGACGAAGAGGAAGAGGAAGAACAAUGAACGCGAUGCCUUCCACAAGACCGUCAAGAACAGCGCGUACUUCAGCCGCUACCAGACCAAGUACCGCCGUCGCCGUGAGGGUAAGACCGACUACUACGCCCGUAAGCGCCUCAUCACCCAGGCCAAGAACAAGUACAACUCGCCCAAGUACCGUCUGGUUGUCCGCUUCACCAACCGCGACAUCAUCACUCAGAUCAUCCACUCUGAGAUCUCGGGUGACAAGGUCUUCGCCUCCGCUUACUCUCACGAGCUCAAGCGCUAUGGUAUCAAGCAGGGUCUGACCAACUGGGCUGCCGCCUACGCUACUGGUCUCCUCCUUGCCCGCCGUACCCUCAAGAAGCUUGGUCUUGACGAGCAGUUCGCUGGUGUUGAGGAGGCUGACGGUGAGUACCAGCUCACCGAGGCCAUCGAGACCGACGAGGGCACCCGCCGCCCCUUCAAGGCCUUCCUUGACGUUGGUCUUGUCCGCACCUCCACCGGUGCCCGUGUCUUCGGUGCUAUGAAGGGUGCCUCCGACGGUGGUAUCUUCGUUCCCCACUCCGAGAACCGCUUCCCCGGUUUCGACAUUGAGUCUGAGGAGCUUGACGCCGAGACCCUCCGCAGCUACAUCCUCGGUGGCCACGUCGCUGAGUACAUGGAGACCCUCGCCGAUGAUGAUGAGGAGCGCUACCGCUCUCAGUUCAUCAAGUACAUCGACGAGGAAGUCGAUGCUGGUGACCUUGAGGACACCUACCUCGAGGCCCACAAGGCCAUCCGUGAGGACCCCUUCAAGGCCGACGAGGAGGCCGGCCCCAAGAAGACCAAGGAGGAGUGGAAGGCCGAGAGCAAGAAGUACCGCACUACCAAGCUUCCCUACGAGGAGAAGAAGGCUCGUGUUGAGGCCAAGAUCCGUGAGCUUGCUGCUUAA